GACGUCGCCGAGCGGGGCCGGCGAAGAGCCUGGUGGGGCGGCCGGGCGCCGGCGCGGAGCUCCGCCGGGAGGCCGAGAUGGAAGUGAAAGAUGGUAAUGCAGCACUUCUCAGCAAUUAUGAGGUCUACCAGCUGUUGACUGACCUGAAGCAGCAGCGCCGAGAGACAGGAAAAAGCAAACAGAGCGCUGGACAGCAGAACUUGAACACGAUCAUGUACGAAACGCUGAAAUACAUCUCCAAGACGCCGUGCAAAUUCCAGAGUCCUGAGGUCGUAAGAGACUACCUCAUUGCCCUGAAAAACCACAAUUUAACCAAGGCGGAAAAACUGCAGCUACUCAACCACAGGCCUGUGAGUGCCGUUGAGAUCCAGUUGAUAGUGGAGGAAAGCGAAGAGAGGCUGACGGAGGAGCAAAUCGAAUCCCUUCUCCAGACGGUCACGAGUGUUCUUCCCGGAGACCCGGAGCAAGAACAGCAGCGGCAGUCAGCCAUGGCGGUGGAAGAGGAAGGAGAGCUGGCGUAGCAGAAGAGUCAGGUGCCCGGAGUGUCCGGCAUCCCCGCCCAAAGCUUUGUGCCGGAGAGAGUGCCAGCCGAACACUUCCGUUUGCAAGAAAGAUCUGGAGACUUUCCUAUCGUACGAUGAUACGGACACAGCAAUGUCCCUCUACAAUGUGUUUUGCGUUUAUUUAUACGCCAUGAGAGCAACCAUUACUAGCAGCGGAGCCCUUGCGGGAUUUUGCUCUUGUGUUCGCGUUUUCUGAGCUGUAAGUGGAAUAAUAAACUGGGUUUGUUCCAGAUGCUA
Molecule: messenger RNA, 800 nt
Organism: Elgaria multicarinata webbii
Lineage: Eukaryota; Metazoa; Chordata; Lepidosauria; Squamata; Anguidae
Gene: CRCP
Product: CGRP receptor component
Exons: 6
Coding region: 78-521 (147 amino acids)
Biological process (GO): transcription initiation at RNA polymerase III promoter
Cellular component (GO): RNA polymerase III complex
Molecular function (GO): nucleotide binding
Source: RefSeq, a predicted model, not a curated record